UCUCUAGCUGGGACGGGCAGAAUUUCCAGACUCAGAAUUGGUGGAGAUGAAGUGUCAGGCACUGGGAAGCACUCUCAGGGGGAGAGGGGCUGUCCUGCUUUCUGCAGAAACCACAAGGCUGCUGUUCAGUCUUUCCGUCUGUUUAGUGAGUGCCUCUCCCAUGCCCGGUUCCAAGUGUCUCAGUAUUGGUAGCUCAGUAAACCAAAGAAGCACUCCUGCCCUCUUGUAUUCUGGCAGGGAGACAGACAGUAAAGAAGUGAGCAUAGACCGUCCCAUGUGAUAAUCAGUGCUCUGGAGAAAAAUGCAGCGGGCGAUGGGGUCGCCAGGGAUGUCGUGAUUCCACGUGGGUCAGCGGAGGCCUCACCUGUGAGAAUGGCUUAUUCAGAGGAGCAAGGAGGCGUCCCCUGUGGUUUCAUCCGCCAGAACUCCGGCAACUCCAUUUCCUUGGACUUUGAGCCUGACACGGAGUACCAGUUCGUGGAGCAAUUAGAAGAGCGCUACAAAUGCGCCUUCUGCCGCUCGGUGCUGCACAACCCCCACCAGACGGGCUGUGGGCAUCGCUUCUGUCAGCACUGCAUCCUGUCCCUGAGAGAAUUAAACGCAGUCCCACUCUGCCCUGUAGAUAAGGAGGUUAUUAGACCUCAGGAGGUGUUUAAAGACAAUUGCUGCAAAAGGGAAGUCCUCAAUUUAUAUGUAUUUUGCAAAAAUGCUCCUGGAUGUAAUGCCAAGAUUAUUCUGGGACGAUACCAGGACCACCUUCAGCAGUGCUUAUUUCAAGCUGUGCAGUGUUCUAAUGAGAACUGUCGGGAGCCAGUCCUUCGCAAAGAUCUGAAAGAGCAUUUGAGCGCAUACUGCCCGUUUCGAGAGGAAAAAUGCCUUUAUUGCAAAAAGGACGUGGUAGUCAUCAAUCUGAAGAAUCAUGAGGAAAACUUGUGUCCCAAGUACCCGGUCUCUUGUCCCAACAAGUGUUUGCAGAUUAUUCCGAGAACUGAGGUGGAUGAACACCUUGCUGUGUGUCCUGAAGCUGAUCAAGACUGUCCUUUUAAGCACUAUGGCUGCUCUGUUAAGGAUAAACGGGGGAACCUGCAGGAGCAUGAACAGUCAGCCUUACGGGACCACAUGCUUCUGGUUUUAGAAAAGAACUUCCAAUUAGAAGAACAGAUUUCUGACUUAUAUAAGAGCCUAGAACAAAAAGAAAGUAAAAUCCAGCAGCUAGCAGGAACUGUAAAGAAAUUCGAAAAGGAAUUCAAGCAGUUUGCACAGUUGUUUGGCAAAAAUGGAAGCUUCCUCUCAAAUACCCAGGUUCUUGCCAGUCACAUUGACAAGUCGGCUUGGCUAGAAGUUCAGGUGCGUCAAUUAUUGCAAAUGGCUAACCAGCAACAAAGUAAAUUUGAUCUGAGGCCUUUGGUGGAAGCGAUUGAUACAAUGAAGCAGAAAAUCACCCUGCUGGAAACCAAUGAUCAGAGAUUACUUGUUUUGGAAGGAGAGACUAACAAGCACGACGCCCACAUUAAUAUCCAUAAAGCACAGCUGAGUAAAAACGAAGAGCGAUUUAAACUGCUAGAAAGUGCCUGCUAUAAUGGAAAGCUCAUCUGGAAGGUGACAGACUACAAGCUGAAGAAGAGGGAGGCGCUCGACGGACACACGGUAUCCAUCUUCAGCCAGCCCUUCUACACCAGCCGCUGUGGCUACCGGCUCUGUGCUAGAGCAUACCUGAAUGGGGACGGGUCCGGGAAGGGGACGCAUCUGUCGCUGUACUUUGUGGUGAUGCGGGGCGAGUUUGACUCACUGUUGCAGUGGCCAUUCAGGCAGAGGGUGACCCUGAUGCUUUUGGACCAGAGUGGCAAAAAGAACCACAUUGUGGAGACCUUCAAAGCUGACCCCAAUAGCAGCAGCUUUAAAAGACCCGACGGAGAGAUGAACAUUGCUUCUGGCUGUCCCCGCUUCGUGGCUCAUUCCACUUUGGAGAAUGCCAAGAACACCUACAUUAAAGAUGACACCCUGUUCUUGAAAGUGGCUGUGGAUUUAACUGACCUGGAGGACCUCUAGUCACUCCUGGGGUGAUAAAAAGACUUCCUGGAUCCAGAAGCUUUGGUUAAUGUAGUGACUGAAUCUAGACUCAGUACACACUUGUGUUUGGCUUUUUGCCCUUAAUGGUUGAAGUCAGUUUAAGAUUUCUCAAGUGCUGUCUUCUUUUUACAUUUCACUCUGUCUCAGUUUGAAACUUACAACACUUAGAAUAUCUCCUCGUUAUUUAUAUUUUUUUGUAUCACUUGAAAGAUGUUAACUUUCUUGAAUGUAAGGUCUGGGGCAUAUCUCUUUUACUGGUGCUUAGCAUGGGGUCUCAGUGUAGGCCCUCUAUAAUAUUAAGAGUUAUUGAGGACACAGAGGUAGAAUUUCCAAUUGAAAUGGUUUGGCAUUUUAUUGUUUAUGCCUGCUAAUUCUAGACCUGACCUUAAGCUUGCAAAAACCAUCUUUUAGGGUAGGCUGUUCCAGUUAGUUGGUAGUGUACUUCAAAUGAUGGGCUGUGUACUUCAAAGGUCAAUAUGCCCAGUCUGGACCAGACUUUUUCUGGUUAAAUACUGUAUUUGUGGAAAUUACUAUACCUCUAAUAUUUUCAUGAAAUUUACCAGUAGUCAGCAAGUCAACAAAUUUGCAAGGCUGCAUAGGAACUGGUGAAUAGAGUAAGCAUUUUCAUUCCCCUGCUGAAGUAAAGCAGAAAGUACUGCUAUAUAUGUAUAUCUAUAUAGUGCAUUAUAUAUACAUACUGCAUUUUAUAUAUAUAUGUACUGCAGUGUAUGUAUGUAUGUAUGUGUGUGUGUAUAUAUAUAUAUAUAUAUAUGAGAGAGAAGGAGCCAUUCAGCUAAAGUUCAGAUUUUAUUAGGUUCAACCAUGCAAAAAAAAAUUGUUUUCAAACAAAAUAUUAGCAGUUUCAUAAGAUUCAACUUAAUAAAUAAUAUAUGUACAUGUAUACAAAUAGUUUAAAAGUAUUGUGGUAAUAAUAAAUUAAUGUGAGGAUGGGCAGAAUUAGUAUGUGAUGGAAAAAAUAUAUCAUAAAUGGAUAAGAAGAAUCUAAGACCUGGGGAGAAUGCUCUUACAAUUUCCUAUGGGUGUUAGGAGUACUCCCAUCCAAAACUGAUGGCUAAAAACAGUAUUUCCUGGUUUUGGGGGGGAGAAAUCUUGAAUUCAUAAACUGGUAUGAAAACAGGCACUUAUAUAAACUUGUGACAUUUCUUGUUGAAGUCCUGAGUACUUUGUGAAGAGCAGAAAGGAUCAUGUUCUUCUGCACUUACCUGUAUGGGUCUGAGAGGGUAAAUACAAGCUGAGACUAGCCCUUCUGACUCUUGAUAAGCCUUCUGACUUAACGAGAAACCACCCAGUCUUCCCGAGCCCUAACUCGUUAUGGCACUGAGCCCCCACUCCCCCCACGUGGCUGGUUCCCUUGAGCGUGUAAGGACGAGUGCUGUGGGCUGAGGGCCACUUCGUGCCGUUCACUCAAGUGAUGACCACGCACCUUACAACUCAUGACCAGUUAACCAAGGAGAAGCAGCAUGAUUUAUACCUGUGGCUUCUGGAAUAAUUGGAACUUUAAAAAUCUCUUGUAUGAAAUUCAAGAUGCUAAGGACUCAUACUGCAGAAAUCACCCCAAAGGGUUAAAUUCAAAGAACUAAGUUCCCAGUAGAAAUAUGCUAAAGACGUACACUGGGUGAACUCUGGCACAGCUGACGGUCAGCACCUCCCCGCAGACAAACUCAGGAAGCUCAGACCACACAGCCGGACGCAGGUGGUUCUGUGUGUGCUUGUUUUCAGCGUCUCUAAUCAAGCCCCAGUCAUCCUUGUGCUCCUAAGCAAUGGGAGAUCACACGUUGUAACCAGUUUUAAGUCGUUGAUGAGAAAAACAUUUUUAAGGUGAAUUUAUCAAAAUAUGAGAUUUGUGUUUUAACCAACUUUUCUACAUAAAAAGUUUAAGUCAAGGCAUGGUUUGUGACUUUAGGGUCUCUUCAUCACUGAAACAGUGAUCAAGGAACGAGGUAUUCUCAAAUAAAAAGCACCUCUUUCUCAUAAAA
This is a messenger RNA of Vicugna pacos (alpaca), 4067 nucleotides long. NCBI's taxonomy places the organism in Eukaryota, Metazoa, Chordata, Mammalia, Artiodactyla, Camelidae. The record is from RefSeq and is a predicted model, not a curated record.